Messenger RNA from Abrus precatorius (Indian licorice), 453 nucleotides. RefSeq lists its product as uncharacterized. The coding region runs from base 1 to 453 and encodes 150 amino acids. The record is from RefSeq and is a predicted model, not a curated record. NCBI's taxonomy places the organism in Eukaryota, Viridiplantae, Streptophyta, Magnoliopsida, Fabales, Fabaceae. The transcript has 2 exons.
AUGGACCCAAGAAUAUCCUUCUCCAAUGAUUUUGUGGUGGCCCAACAAGCAAUCAAGCAUGAAAAUAUAUACAGAGAAGCUCCUGCCUCUUCGGAUUUCGAAUUCUCAGUCAAGAGCUAUUCUAUGAUAUCAGCAGAUGAGGUGUUCUGCCAAGGCAUGCUUUUGCCUCUGAAGAGUGACUGCUCCAAGAAGGUGACUUUAAGGGAUGAGUUGCUUGUUAAUGAUGACUAUGAAGAGGACUUACCAAGAUUACCAAAGAGUUCAAGCCGGUGGAAGGAGCGGUUAGGCCUCAAGAGGGGUUCAUCUAAGAAAGAUAAGAAUAAGAGUGAUGGGUUUGUUCAGAGAGUAGUUGCUGAUGAAAAAGGGUCUAGUUUUGGACAAGGAGACAUAACUAUUAGCAAAGACAAUAUGGAACUGUAUUAUGAAGGUGGUGUAAGUUGUAGGGGCAAGUGA